Molecule: messenger RNA, 16724 nt
Organism: Oryzias melastigma (Indian medaka)
Lineage: Eukaryota; Metazoa; Chordata; Actinopteri; Beloniformes; Adrianichthyidae
Product: ankyrin-3
Exons: 48
Coding region: 1839-15464 (4541 amino acids)
Biological process (GO): signal transduction; protein localization to T-tubule; regulation of cardiac muscle contraction
Cellular component (GO): T-tubule
Molecular function (GO): protein binding
Source: RefSeq, a predicted model, not a curated record
AGACGCUGAAUUGUUUUCUAGGAUUUUAACCAAUUAGAUUUUUUGUAUUCUUUAGUUUGGCUAGAAUGCUGCACAGGAAAAACUAAAGUGUCCUCAGGAAAUAAUCUGGAUCUUCUCAUUAAUUUCAUGCGGAUCCUCAAAGCUUCCUGGAGAGCCAAAUUGUUUCCUUUAAGGCACAAGUUUCCUCAAACGCCUGAAAAGUGGAUUUUAAUUUUACAUGAGUCUUUCAGUAGCUGAGUGCAGAAUAACCUUUGUGUACAUUUCUAAGUAGUUCCUGUCACCUGAUGACACUAUUACUCUCCAGUAUGAUUUUCUCAUUAAAAUAAAAAUAAAAAAACAUAGAAAUUAACACUUUAAAAAAAAAAUUCCUGUGGUUUUUAAUUCCAAAAACAAAACAUUUAAGAUGUUAGAUUUCUUUUGGUCCCCAUACUCUGACCUUCAUCUUUGAUAGGAUUAAACUCUGUAAUUUGUUUAAAAAAGUCUGGUCUAAACUAAUUAUACUGUCAUGCUAUCAUGUUAAACCAAUAAAUAAACUUCAUCCACUGCUGUCAAGUAGAUUUAAGUAGUGAUCCCCUUGCUUUAUUGUAGUUCACCUUUUGUUGUCUGUUGAUUUUUUUUAUUUAUUUAUUUUUUUUUUGCCCCUUGUUUACAGCUUAAAUACUUCAAAUUCUGAUAUGUAGUUUGGAUGUAAAUCUGCGAUGAAGUCAGAACAGAAAUCCUAAUUUUCUAGACAAAACGAGAUGUUCCUUCAUUUUAAUACAUAUUAAAGUCCUACUUGUUUGUUAAUUUUCCCAAAUACGUAUUUUGCUUUGUUUCAGAAAAACACACGUCGUUUCAGCACAUUGUUUAACAUAUCAAUCUCUUGCUUUUUUAAUAAUUAUUCUAAUAUUUGUGUUUUUGUGUUAAUCAUGACGUUAUCGGUUGUCCCGCUAUCAUUCUGAAACCUGCGUUUGUUUUCGGCUGUGAGGAUGAGACAAAAACAGCGGGGAGGCAGCGAGGAGCACGGCGAGCCGUGAAGUUCCAUAGCAGGAGCAUCAUGGCAGCCCUGUAAGGCGCGUGCGCUGUGAUUCACCCGGACCCCCAUUGUGUGUUUGUCCUGCCUUAACCCGGUGUGAAAUCCCAUCCUCCCUUUUUUUUUUUUUUUUUCUCCACCUCGUAUCUCUUAGUCAUAGCCAGCUGGUACAAAGGAAGAGGUAUUCAUCCCUUUCUGACUCCCUCCCUUUUUUUCCCUGCUGUCCCAGCUGCUCACUCUCUCUGCCCCCUCCUUUUGCUCCCCUUUCCUCCUCCUCCUCCCCCACCUCCUCAUCCUUCUUCUGUCUUAACCUCCUUUCCACUGUCAUUUUGCUGAGACGGCGAGUGUAGAAGAUGGCUCGUAGCUCAGGUGCUGGCAGCAGACUCCAGGAAGCAGCCAAGCGGGCAGCAGGACCAGACUGUUUACUCAGACAGUUUGGUGUCUUCUGGUGUAGUGGCUGAAACCACCGCUGGACCUUUAUUAAUGCACCUGUAACUGAGCUCUUAUUUUUAUAUACAUAACUGUGCAUGAGGAGGACCAAUUCAGCUGCGUGGAUGAUAAAUUCCGAGAUAUUUUUUUGUGGAAAUUUGCUGAUUUUUAAGGAGGUGAAACCGAGGAUCUCUGUGCCGCCCUAAUUGGGUUUAUCUGCACACUGUGGAAACCUUUUGAAGAGCAAAAACUGAAAGACCAGGAUCCAUCGUUCUCCUCACACACCUGUAAGGACUUCUGCAGCCAAAACAGAAGAGAAGAGGGACCAAAAUCAAGUACAGAGAAUACUUUUCUCGAUUCCAUCCCACCUGACUGGAUUAAUUGCUAGAGCGGCAGCAUGGCGCACGCCGCCUCGCAGCUGAAGAAAAGGGCUGACGAGAACCUCAACGCCGCAGAGGAGGAGAAGGAGAAGAAGAAGGCGAGGAAGCGUUCUCGAGAAGUGAAGAAAAAGCCGACGGAUGUUAACGCCUGCUAUCUGCGAGCAGCUCGAGCUGGAAACUUAGAGAAAGCUUUGGACUACCUGCAGAAUGGAGUCGACAUAAACAUCUGCAACCAGAAUGGUCUGAAUGCUCUCCAUCUGGCCUCCAAAGAGGGUCACGUGGAAGUCGUAGCUGAGCUCAUCAAGCAGGGCGCCAAUGUGGACGCAGCUACUAAGAAAGGCAACACUGCCCUCCACAUCGCUUCUCUGGCCGGACAGACUGAGGUAGUGAAGGAACUCGUCUCGAAUGGCGCCAACGUCAACGCACAGUCUCAGAAUGGCUUUACGCCGCUCUACAUGGCAGCUCAGGAGAAUCACUUGGACGUGGUGCAGCUCUUACUCGACAACGGCUCCAGUCAAAGCAUCGCCACCGAGGAUGGUUUCACACCACUGGCGGUGGCGCUGCAGCAGGGUCAUGACCAUGUGGUCUCGCUCCUCCUGGAAAACGAUACGAAGGGAAAAGUCCGCCUCCCCGCGCUGCACAUCGCUGCACGAAAAGACGACACCAAGGCAGCUGCUCUCCUCCUCCAGAAUGACCACAACGCCGACGUGGAGUCAAAGAUGAUGGUGAAUAGGACAACAGAGAGCGGGUUCACCCCCCUCCACAUCGCGGCUCACUACGGCAAUAUCAAUGUAGCAACGCUGCUGCUGAACAGAGGGGCAGCCGUGGACUUCAAAGCAAGGAAUGACAUAACACCUCUGCAUGUAGCAUCCAAACGGGGGAACAGCAACAUGGUGCGGCUGCUGCUGGAGAGGGGCUCCAAGAUUGAUGCACGCACAAAGGACGGCCUGACGCCACUCCAUUGUGCAGCCAGGAGCGGCCAUGAGCAGGUGGUGGAGAUGCUUCUGAACAGAGGGGCACCCAUCCUAUCAAAAACGAAGAAUGGCCUGUCUCCUCUUCACAUGGCGACGCAGGGUGACCACCUCAACUGCGUCCAGCUGUUGCUGCACCACGACGUGCCUGUCGAUGACGUGACCAACGACUACCUGACGGCGCUGCAUGUGGCCGCCCACUGCGGACAUUACAAAGUGGCGAAGGUCAUUGUGGACAAGAAAGCCAAUCCCAACGCUAAGGCUCUGAAUGGUUUCACUCCUCUGCAUAUCGCCUGCAAGAAAAACAGAGUCAAAGUGAUGGAGCUCCUCCUGAAGCACGGCGCCUCUAUACAGGCCGUCACAGAGUCCGGUUUGACACCAAUCCACGUUGCAGCAUUUAUGGGACACGAAAACAUAGUUCAUCAACUGAUCAACCAUGGGGCUUCACCAAAUACAAGCAAUGUGAGGGGAGAGACAGCACUCCACAUGGCGGCGCGGGCCGGACAGUCGAAUGUGGUCCAGUACCUGGUUCAGAACGGAGCGCGUGUCGACGCCAAGGCUAAGGACGACCAGACUCCGCUUCAUAUCUCCAGUCGCCUUGGGAAGCAGGACAUCGUCCAGCUGCUGCUCGCUAACGGAGCCGACCCAGACGCCACCACCAACUCCGGAUACACACCUUUACACCUGGCUGCUAGAGAGGGACACAAAGACAUAGCUGCGACUCUGCUGGAUCACGGAGCUAACCUGAGCGUUACAACAAAGAAGGGUUUUACUCCCUUACAUGUUGCAGCAAAGUAUGGGAAGAUCGAGGUGGCCAACUUGCUGCUGCAGAAGAAAGCUCCACCCGACGCUGCUGGAAAGAGUGGACUAACUCCACUGCAUGUAGCAGCACAUUAUGAUAACCAGAAGGUGGCGCUGCUUUUACUCAAUCAGGGAGCUUCACCACACUCAUCAGCUAAGAAUGGCUACACUCCUCUUCAUAUCGCAGCGAAGAAGAAUCAGAUGGAAAUAAGCACAACUUUACUGGAGUACGGCGCCCUGACAAACACAGUGACCCGACAGGGAAUCACUCCUCUACAUCUUGCGUCUCAAGAAGGCAGCGUGGACAUUGUGACGCUGCUGCUGGCCCGAGGCUCUCCCAUUAACGCCGGCAAUAAGUCGGGCUUGACUCCUCUCCACCUGGCUGCCCAGGAGGAUAAAGUCAACGUUGCAGAAGUUUUAGUAAACCACGGAGCGGUUGUAGACCCUGAGACCAAGCUGGGAUACACUCCUCUCCAUGUGGCCUGUCACUAUGGCAACAUUAAGAUGGUCAGCUUCCUCCUGAAACAUCAGGCGAAUGUCAACGCUAAAACCAAAAACGGUUACACACCUCUUCAUCAGGCCGCACAGCAGGGACACACACACAUCAUCAACUUACUUCUGCACCACGGGGCGUCACCCAAUGAGCUCACCGCUAACGGAAACAGUGCUCUGUCCAUUGCAAGAAGACUCGGCUACAUCUCUGUGGUUGAUACGCUUAAGGUGGUCACAGAUGAAACUCUAACUUCUCAGACGGUGGUAGAGAAGCACAGGAUGAACGUCCCAGAAACCAUGAAUGAAGUGCUGGACAUGUCGGAUGAAGAUGUCUUUAAAGCCAAUUUUCCUGAAAUGAUCACAGACGACUAUUUUUCUGAUGUGGAAGAAGGCGAUGAUGUCAUGACGGGGGACACGGACAAAUAUCUCGCUCCCCAGGACCUGCGGGAGUUGGGGGAUGACUCCCUGCCCCAGGAGGGUUACAUGGGCUUCAGCGUGGGUGCACGUUCACAGAGCCUGCGUUCCUUCAGUUCUGAUAGGUCCAACACGCUGAACCGGAGCUCCUUCACACGGGACAGCAUGAUGAUCGAGGAGAUGCUGGCCCCCCAUAAGGAAACGCAUCUCUCAAUGACUAAGGACGCCGACAGUGACUCUAUGAAAAGAUACAGCUGGACGCCAGACACCCUGGAUAAUGUCAACCUGGUCUCCUCGCCAAUUCACUCUGGGUUCCUCGUCAGCUUUAUGGUGGAUGCCAGAGGUGGCUCCAUGAGAGGAAGUCGCCACAACGGCAUGCGCAUCGUCAUCCCACCCAGAAAGUGCACGGCGCCCACCAGGAUCACCUGUCGACUGGUCAAGAGGCACAAACUGGCAUCGCCUCCUCCCAUGGUGGAAGGUGAAGGCUUGGCCAGCAGGCUGGUGGAGGUCGGUCCUGCAGGAGCUCAGUUUCUGGGGCCUGUCAUUGUCGAGAUACCGCACUUUGGCUCCAUGCGGGGCAAAGAGAGGGAACUGAUCCUGCUGAGAAGUGAGAAUGGAGAAAGCUGGAAGGAGCAUCUGUACGACUGCAAAACCGAGGACCUCAACCAGCUCCUCAAUGGGAUGGAUGAAGAACUGGACAGUCCUGAAGAGCUGGAGAGAAAGAGGAUCUGCCGCAUCAUCACUAAGGACUUCCCCCAGUACUUUGCUGUCAUUUCUCGAAUCAGACAAGAGACCCAUCACAUGGGGCCGGAGGGCGGGACUCUGUGCAGUCGCAGUGUGCCAUUGGUCCAAGCGUCUUUCCCUGAGGGAGCAUUAACCAAGAAGAUUAAAGUUGGAUUGCAAGCCCAGCCAAUACCCGAAGACACUGUGAAGAAGAUGAUCGGGAACCGGGCGACCUUCAGUCCAAUUGUUACGGUGGAGCCCAGAAGAAGGAAGUUCCACAAACCCAUCACCAUGACGAUCCCGAUCCCGCCCCUUUCAGGGGAGGGGUCUACCAAUGGCUACAAGGGAGACAGCACUCCCUGCCUCCGCCUCCUCUGCAGCAUUACAGGUGGUACUUCUCCAGCACAGUGGGAGGACAUCACAGGCACGACGCCCCUCACAUUUGUUGACGACUGCGUCUCCUUUACGACUAACGUCUCUGCAAGGUUCUGGUUAGCAGACUGCCACCAGACCGCAGAGACGGUGGGCCUGGCGACGCAGCUCUACCGGGAGCUGAUCUGUGUGCCCUACAUGGCCAAGUUUGUGGUGUUUGCCAAGAUGAAUGACUCGGUGGAGUCCAGCCUGAGGUGCUUCUGCAUGACCGACGACAAGGUGGACAAAACACUGGAGCAGCAGGAGAACUUUGAGGAAGUGGCCAGAAGCAAAGACAUAGAGGUCCUGGAGGGCAGACCCAUCUAUGUGGAUUGCUAUGGAAACCUAACCCCUCUGACCAAAGCUGGUCAGCAGCUAGUUCUUAACUUCUACGCCUUCAAAGAAAACCGUUUACCCUUUUGUGUCAAGGUCAGAGAUCCCAGUCAGGAGCCCUGCGGUCGCCUCACCUUCCUGAAGGAUAGCAGGACAAUAAAAGGCCUCCCCCAAACCGCCGUCUGCAACUUGAACAUCACUCUCCCAGCGGUGAAAAAGGAAAUGGAGUCAGAUGCCGAGGAUGAGACUGAAAAGCCAGACCGACGUCAAACCUUUGCAUCUCUAGCCUUACGUAAGCGCUACAGCUAUCUGGCCGAGCCUGCACUGAAAGCAGCAGUUGAGCGAAGCGCAGCAGCAAGAGCACUGCCUGCUGGUUACCCUCACAAACCUAUCUUUCCAACCAGACCUUACGCACCAUGGUCGACUGCUCCUAUUACCGUCCCUAACCAAGCCCGGUCCGCAGGAGUGGGGGGUUCCCUCGUCCCUCCCGAUUCACCGGCAGGCUCAGCAGCUGCUUCUCCACUAAAGUCUUCUUGGUCCCUCUCUGCCGCCAUACCUGCAUGCAAAGCAACUGUAAAUGGAGUUGGAGCUCCAUCGACGCCACCAAACCUAUCAUCCCCAGCUCUAUCUGUCUGUGACGUACCUUCCUUAUCCCCUGUCAGGGCGUACAGGACUGUGCCUUCACCCAUUAAAACGGUGGUCAAUCAGGGUCAGUAUCCUGUUAAGGGGUCUGCCAGCCUCGUCACCUCCGGAAGUAAACCUGCCACCGACCCUGCUUCCAUCAAGCACUUUGCUUCGGCAUACACAUCCAAAACAUCUCCUCUUCACUCUGCCUCCAGCGGAUUUUCAUCCCAAAGGUCUCCCGGUCCGUCUCCUUUAGCGUCACCUAAAAUGCCAUACAACAUAUACGACUCCAAUCUGCCUUUUAAAACUGCCACUGGGUCUACGGUUAUGACAGAGACAGCAGGUGCCACACUUUCUCCUGUGAGAAGCAUCUCCAGUCUGUCCUCUCUUAAAACAUCUGUUGAGUCAACAGUCUCGUUUCGAGGUGGACGGACGUCGAUAUCGUCUGUAUCAUCGGCAGGUCAAACAACCAUUCCACCUUCUGACUUUUCCAUCAUGAACGGAUCUGUCUCACCCGUUAAAUACCCAUCGUCCUCCUCCACACCGUCCUCCCCUUCUUCUCGUCUUCUCUCGGAGAGGAGUAGCAGCCUCCAGGAGAGGAUCCAAGCCACCACACAGGCAGCAACAUCCAGUGUCAGUGCUGCUAUCAAUGAAGCUAUAGACUCGUACUCUGUUUCAGGCUAUGGAACACUAAAAUCCUUGUCCUCCACCCAAAGAUCUGCCACAGCAAGCUCCGUUAACAGUUCUUUGAGACCUGUAGCUGCCUCUCCCAGCGCUAUAGUCUCAUCUACCACAAUGACCGUCCCUGUUUAUUCUCUGGUCAACGUCAUCCCAGAGACCCCUGGCAAAGUAGGGCCCGGCUCUUUCAAAAUGGCACUUCCUGAUUCCCCUCGAGCCUCCUCUGCCUCUACAUCCACCUGUGUGACUGGAACCAAAAUAAAGUCCCAGUUAAAAUCCCCUCCAUUCAUCACACCACCCAUCAUUCACCCAACUCCAGCUUCCAACCAAGAAAUUCUGAAGGAUGUAGCGGACAUGAAAGAAGAUCUUAUCCGAAUGACCGCCAUCCUGCAGACAGACACGCAGACAGCUGUCAAAACAGUUCAGACAUCAAAUGUGAGCACGCCUAAAGAAACUCGGUUAGAAGAUGAGGAGCCACACACUCUAGUUGAGAAGGUAAAAGAAGAUUUAGUAAAAGUCAGUGAGAUUUUACAGAAAGAUAUAAGUAAAAGCAGUGAGAAAGUCUCGGAGGAUGAGUGGGAAGAGUUUUCCAAGGACGAGCUUGAGGAGGCUCAUAGAAGUACCAUACCAGACUACCCCCCACUUUUCCUUAAACACCAGUCUGUAACAAGCAAAGAAUUAGAGUUAGCUAAAGUGGUAGAUAUGUUAACAAGUGACAUUGGUGCUAGCUCUCUGUCAAAAAUGGCAGAACUUAAAAGUAGAUUUGAGGACGAGAUGAAAAAGGAAGGGGAGGAGAAGCAAAAACGAGUCCUCAAGCCGUCUAUGUCCAUACAAGAGAACAAGCUGAAAAUGCCUCCACCCGUCUCGGGCAUGCUCAGGUCUCCCUCAGAGAAGGACCUAAGCAAGCUCGCUGAGUCGUAUCAGGAAUCGGAAACCAUACUGGAAUCCCCUGAGGACCUGUCUCACGAGCAGGAUAAGAGCCCCCUGUCAGACAGCGGGUUUGAGACGAGGAGUGAAAAAACACCCUCCGCUCCUCAAAGUGCCGAGAGCACAGGGCAGAAGCCUUUAUUCACAGAUUUACCUAUACCCCCUUGUGUAACUGAGACCAGGACGGAGGUAGUCCACAUAAGGAGCUUCGAGCAACCCGAUGAUCUUUGCGAGCCUGGACUCAUGGAGGAGGGUGCUUCUGCUCCUGCUUUCGUAGAGCCAGAAGCACCCUCUACGAAAGCUCUACAGCUGAGAAUGACAGAAGACGAUAGCAUGAUGAACAAAAGCAUGUGUCUUAAAGAAGAAACUCACAUUACCACUACAACUAGAAUGGUUUAUCACAAACCUCAGCUGACUGAUAGCUCAGACAUGAUGGAGGAAGCUAUGUCAGUUAGAGACAUCAUGAAAGCUUUUCAGUCCGGUAGGGACCCAUCUAAAGAAUUGGCUGGUCUCUUUGAGCACAAAGCAAGUCAGGAUUGUGUCAAAGGAGAUGAACUUACCCCUAGAUUUCUCGAUAGAGAUAAAUCUAAACCAAAGGUUGAGAGGAUAAUUGAGGUUCAUAUUGAAAAGGGCCACAGCACAACUGAUCCGACCGAGCUAAUUAUCAAAGAAACCAAAAAACAUCCCGAGCUUUAUGUGUACAAAGGCGAUCGGGAGUUACAAGAGCUUAUUGAGUAUGAUGAGGCCCAACAGGAAGAGGAGGAACUUACUGCAGAGGAAAACCUGCCCUCCUUCCUGGAAUCAUCUCGAGUUAAUACCCCUGUUUCCCAAGAAGAGGACAGUCGCCCAAGUUCUGCCCAACUGAUAGCAGACGAUUCUUACAAAACCCUAAAAUUACUGAGCCAGCACUCCAUAGAGUACUGCGAUGACGAGCUGUCAGAGGUUCGGGGAGAGUCGUAUAAGUUUGCAGAGAAAAUGCUUCUCUCUGAAAAAAUUGAUCUUCCAUUCCAGUCUCAGUUGGACACAGAAGAGACAGUGACAGGGUCUGACAAAAUACGCCAGCCUGUAUCUGAAAAAUCUCGUGGCACUGAGCACACAAGUCAGUAUCAAGGAAAGCCCAAACGGGAGAUGUUCUCCAAACCAUCAAAAGAUGGGUCUCCCAAGUCCAGUAAAUUCCUUCCCAAGGAAGAACCACCUCAGUUAGACAAGGUGACAGUGCUGCACUAUUCCACUGAGCCGGGUAGCCCCAAGCAUGCAGUUUGGAUGCGAUUUACAGAGGAUAAACAUGACAGGAGCAGGGAUAAGCUGCUUUAUGAGGAUAGGGUUGAUCAAACUGUAAAGGAAGCUGAAGAAAAACUAAGUGAGGUAUCACAGUUCUUCCGUGAUAAAACAGAGAAGCUAAAUGAUGAGUUGCAGUCCCCAGAAAAGAAGCCAAUUAGACGCGAUCCUAGAUCUUGGCCUUCCUCCCCCUAUAGCAGCCCAGAGAAAAUCCAAAAGAAACCUAAAGCUGUAGAAGAGGAGUUAAGUAAGAGCAAACUCAAAGAACCUUCUGGUAGUAAGAUGUUUGGCAGCUCCUCAAUAGCAGAGAAAAAAAGUUCUAGCUUACCGAGCAGUCCUCAGAAAAGUUUUUUCUCUAGCACCAAUGAAAGCAAAAUCAAACAACACCCUAAAGCCACUGAGUCAGAACCCUCUUCACCUGCUCAUGUAACUUCAACAUCCAAAGUCAGUGCUGUGAGGAUGAAAUUUGAGUCGGCCGCUCAAAAGGUCAAUCAAAAUCAACCAAGUUCGACCAAAACUCCUCCACCAGUACAACCGAAACCAUCAGUAAAGAAAAUACAAGAGAGCAAACUUCCCGUUUACCAGUCAAGUGGCGCAGGAAAAGCAGCAUUUGAAAAGUCAGAAAAUAAAACCUCUGAGAAAAUUUUUAAAGAAGACAUCAAAUACAGUAAACCCUCAACUACAACAGCUUCUAAAAUCCCUAAAGUAGACAAGCCUUUUCAGAAAAACUUAACAGAGACUCCUGAACAAAUUGGGAAACAUGAGACAGAAAAAACAGCCAGUACAGAUAAAGAUAAUCAGUCCAGUGCUAUCCAGGAAGUCAGUAAAGACCAUAAAGUUCAGUUGUCUAAAGUUCUUUAUAGCAGUGAUACAAAAAAUCAGCAAACCACAAAAACAUUGUCUUCUUUAAAAGAAACUAAACCAGAUUUGACCUCAAAAGAUGCAGAAGAGCCCUUAAAUAAAAACCUCAAAAAGAAGACAGAGUCCCAAAUUCCAGUAAGAACAUCACCCAUUAGUUUAGACAAUGAAUUAACAAAGAAGCAAAUUAAACCCACACAGAUACCCACUCUGUCAAAAACCAAAAGUCUUGAGAUAACACCAGAAAAAACUGAUCUGACUAUUGAAAUUCUAGACAACGCUCCAAAAGAUGCUAACUCCAAUAACCUCUCAGGUCUCAAAGAAACAGUGGAGAAAGGUAUGUCUCCUCCGACUCCUUUAACAACUAAAGAGAACUUCAAGGGCCUGAAAACAUUACCUGUCUAUGUCCAGGUUGGACGACAGGCAGAAAGAGAGGCCAAGGGAGCAGUGUUUUCUGUAAAACAGAGCUCAAACUUUGUGCUCAGUCCAACAAGUCCAGAUGAUGACACGCUAGAACAGGUGUCUUUCAUAGACAGCUCAGGUAAAAGUCCCAUUACACCUGAGACCCCCAGCUCUGAGGAGGUAAGCUAUGACCUCACCUGCAAGACUCCCGAUGGCUUUAUGGGAUUUAUUCAAGGGCAACCUAGUCCCAUCAUAGAGUUACCGGAAGAAUCAGAGGAAUGUGACCAAAGCCCAGAGAUUUCCUCCAUCAGAGAAGCUCCUCCAAAGGGUCAAACCGAUGACCUAGUUACCCAAGCAGAUAUUGUAAAUGCAAAUAAGGACACACUUGUUAAUCAAAAUGCGUUCCAUGAUAAUUUCAGUCAGCAAGAAGCGACAAAUGAGGGCAAUGAAAUUCAAAAACCAGAGCAGGGGCAGCAGGACAUUUCAAAAAAUAAGGGUAUAGCUUAUAUUGAGUUUCCUCCCCCUCCCCCGCUUGACUCAGCGUCAGAUAUUUCCGACCCAGAGAGAAAGGGUUCCUGUGGUUCCUCUGAGACUGAAACUGAAAUGAUGGAGGUAAACUUGCAAGAAGAACAUGACAAGCAUCUGCUCGUCGAGCCUAUCAUACGCAUACAGCCCCCGUCCCCAGUGCCCCAAGAGGGGGAUGACAGUCAGUCAAAUGCAGACGACGCAGAAGAUGAUGAGUCAAUCUUCCAACCAAUUCCAUGUAAGAAAUUCUCUUUUAAAGUGCCUGAGGACGAGGAGGAGAAGAAGAUAGCUAAGGACAAGGCACCUAAAUCCAAAAAGCACGACAAAAACGGAAACAAUAAGGAACAUAAUGGGACCAAUGGAUCUAGCAACGGCUCCAAAGGUUCAAAUGGAAAAGGAGAGGACUGUGAAUAUGAACAGAAUGGAAACGACCAGUCAAUAACAGACUGUUCAAUAGCCACAACAGCGGAAUUUUCUCACGACACUGAUGCAACAGAGAUAGACUCUUUAGAUGGAUAUGAACUUCAGGAUGAGGAUGAUGGCCUGUGUGAACAGGCAGAUUUACGCCUGUUUGGCCUCCCAGACAGUCGAAGAGAUGUCUGGGCGACAGAUACCUUCAGAUCCUCUGACCGUCCUUUCCCCCAGACUAAACUGGAAGUCAUUGAAGAGGAGAAAACCCCAGAGGAAUGUCAGAAGGAUGCUUUGAAAAAAGACAUUUCCUCAAACACUGGAAAGCCUGAUGGAGUAAGUGAUGAUGGCGAUAAAAGCCAGGAGCAAAAGCAAUCAGGCAAAGAUGGAUUUUCAGACACUUACUUUAGUUAUAAAUUAGAUGAGGAGUUUAACUCUCCUUUCAAGACUGUGGCCACCAAGGGGCUGGACUUUGACCCCUGGCCCAGUAAAGGUGGGGAAGGAGAAGUUGUUGACAUGGGAGGGGCGCAAGGAAACAAUGGUGAUCCUAAACCUUUUGGACUGGCAGUUGAUGACCAAUCUCAGGCUACAACUACAGACACCACCCCGGCUAGAACUCCCACGGAUGAAAGCACGCCAACGAGCGAGCAAAACCCAUUUCCCUUCCAUGAAGGGAAGAUGUUUGAGAUGACACGCAGUGGUGCGAUUGACAUGAGCAAGAGGGACAUGAUGGAAGAGAGGCUUCAGUUUUUUCAGAUUGGUGAGCAUUGUUACUACUCAGCAGGCCGGUACAGAGUCCAGGACUCAGUGGUAGAUCUCACAUCACACCACAGAUAUCAGAUUGACAACCAGUAUACUUUGUCUUCUCCUCAAAUUCCUAUUCAGACCACCACUGUAGAAAUAUCCAAUGCGGCUAAUGGCUGCAGCUCGUUUAAAGCAUCAGACGCUGAGCCCAAAUUUACCACAUUUAGAACCGGAUUCAAACUGUCAUCUGAUACAGCCUCAGAUCCUUCAAUUAGUACUCCUAAGCACAAAGGCACCUUUGACUUUUGUAGUGACAAAACCUCAGGAACAGCUGUAAAUAAUGUUGAUUGUGUAACCACAAACUAUGCAGAUUAUUGUACUUUUAAUACUUCAAGUAUGACAGAUAAUCCCUUCAGUACUAGACCAUCAUUUGUCAUGUAUUAUAGUGUGAAUGAUGGCGCUUGUUCAGAUACAAUCCAGAGGGAGCAUUUGGGUCAAAAUGUUGAAGACCAAAACAGUUUGUACAGAAGCCAUGAUACAUUUUCUGCAACUUCGCAGGAACUUUCACAAACUCAGAAUAGCAAUACCAUUAGCCAUAUCACAAAUUCUCAUUCUGAUCACUUUCAAGCAAGAAGUUUGGAGUUUACCUUAUCUUUAGAACCUAGACGGACGGAUAGCAUAAAUGUAUCCUCCAAUCAGUUGGCGACUACCGGCACUGAGAAUAAUGAGUUUUCUGAGGUAGCAAUAACAGAAACAGGAAUCCAAGAAGUUAAGGGCCAUAAAUUCAAAUCUAAGUUACCUGUAAGGGUGGCUAACCAAAAACUAUGCACUAAUCGUCAGAAACCAGUAGUGGAAGGAAUGGGGAGAAAAAAGUUUGAAACAUUUCCAGUCAAGACACAAGAAAGGGAAACAUCGAAAAGUGUCUUGGGUUUUGUUUCUAGAUCUAGAAUCCCAGUCAUGAAAGCCAUUAAAUAUUCUUGUUUGCAUGAGCAGAAGUCUGAUAGGACAAGCAGAUCUAGCACUGAGCGCAGUUCAACAAAGACUCCCUCCAAAAGUACAAUUGACAAAAGGAGAAAAAACAAGGCAGUGCCCUCCACGAAUGUCAUUGGACCAUUUCUUAGUAGCCAGAUAGUCAACGGUUUGGGCAAAACAUUUCCCAAGAAGUCUGAAAGAAGGUUAGAGGGGGAAACUCUGCCCACUGAUGGCAAGGACAGCUGCACCACAAGGAACCUUUCAAAACCAUCUAGAGCUUCUACAAGGUCCCGCUCUGCCCGCACCUCUACCUCCACCUGCACCAGCACCUCCACCUCAUCAGCACCGCCCGCUAGAGCUGUGAGAGCUGAGUUUGAGCAGGCCAGCAGUGGCAGGAUGGGAGCAAGCAGAAGGAAGAUUAGGCGGACACUUGGAGGGAAGGAACGAGAGCACAAGGAGGAAGGGAGUCAGUUUGAUCAACCAAUUGCGGCUUCUGUGACGGAGCACGAGACUAGCCCUCAGAGCCCCUGUGAAAGGACUAACGUCCGCAUGGCCAUAGUAGCUGAGCACCUCGGCCUCAGUUGGACUGAGCUGGCCAGGGAGCUGAAUUUCUCUGUGGAAGAAAUCAACUCCAUCAGAGUGGAAAAUCCAAACUCCCUGACAGCACAAAGCUUCAUGCUUAUAAAGAAAUGGGUGCACAGGGAUGGUAAAAAUGCCACAACGGACGUUUUAACCACCGUGCUGACUAAGAUCAAUCGCUUGGAUAUUGUGACUUUGCUGGAAGGGCCCAUAUUUGACUACGGUAACAUUUCAGGCACUCGCUGCUUUGCCGAUGAUAACCCAGUAUUCCCGGAUCAGUCCGAUGGGUACCACAGUAUAGAUCUGGAACUGCAGACCCCCACAGAGCUCAACUUUGUGCCCCCCACCCCUCUGCGCUGUGACGAUUUCUUUAGCGACGGCGACACUAGCUUAGAGUCCCCGAGCAAGACCCCGCUCACCAGGCCCAGCGACCUUUCGCUCGCUCAGACCACUAGCACCUCCAGCAGCGACCCGCCCACUGUGGCCCCAGGCCCCGCCUCCAACGCCAAGAAGCCUCCUAUUGUCGGGCCUGAAGACACAACUUUGCAAGACGCAGGAAAUCCUCUGGAGAGGCCGGAUAAUAACAGACUGACGACGAAGCAACGAAAGAUGGAUAAAGACCCGACCACGGCGCAGGCUGCUCCUGAAAUCAAGGAGAACGCAGGAAAUGGAAAAGAAGAGGAAGAGGAGGAGGAGGAGAUGACCCAGGACAGGCUGCGGAGUCUGCUGCAGGAUAUUCAGCUGGAAGGAGGCGUGGAGGAAGAGGAGAUGACAGAGGAGAAGGUGCAUGCGAUUCUUGAGCAAGUGCGGCAGGCAGAGAAAGACCUGUCUUCAGUUGCAGGCUGGACAGGUGAGACGUCUGGCGCCUUCGGGGAGUCGGCAGCUGUGAGCCACAACGGCGACGGCGAGGAGGGCAGCCCCGAGAAACCAGCUGAUCCUCUGGAGCGGCCGGCAGCUCAAAACGGACGUCACUCCCAGGAGGCCAAGGAAGGGCGGGGAAAGGAGGUGACGGGGGAGGGGCUUCAGGACGACAGCAGCUCAGCGGGACCCAGCAGGACGGAAGCAGACAGGUCCCAGCACCAAGUCCAGGGGAAUGUGAUAGCAGAAGAGUCUGAUGAAGACGCUACCAUCACCACCACGGUGUACCGCCGACGGGUCAUUCUCAAGGGAGAGGAGGCCAGAAACAUUCCCGAGGACUCUGUGACAGAGGAGCAGUUCACAGACGAAGACGGGAAUCUAGUCACCAGAAAAGUGAUCAGGAAAGUGGUGCGUCGGGUUUUCAACUCUCAGGAAAGGAAGGAGGGCGAGAUAACAGAGCAAGAGGGUGUUGGUGUUGGUGGAGCAGCAGGUGGAGGGGAAGCUGCCGGGACAGCAGCAAAAAGCUCAGGAGGGAAGGGCAAGAAAAGAGUGAAGCGCUCCCGACACGGCCACAAGGAGGAGGCACAGAGAGGGAAAGCUGAGUCGGGAGUCAGCGGCAGCAAAAAGCAGGAGAAGAAGUUGUAGCAGCAAAAAUGCCAACCAAAUAUGGUCCACAUUUGCAACCCAACAAACAUCACGGGGUAAAUCCAGAGCUCACAGAUCCAGAGGCGCGCCGUGUCAAUCAGCCUAAACGUGUCUGAAGCUUUCACUUUUCAACGCAUGGUUUUCAGCAUGAGCAUGUUUCCAAACUCACUCACUGUCAGACACACGGCGGAGGGCCGUGCACGGACGUGAGCUCCCUGCUGCCCCAGGCCGAGGGGCCAAAGACUCAGAAGAACUGCGGAGAGAACAGACUUUUUUUUUGUUUUCUCCUUCUUUGCAGUAUUGGGGUGCACCACGUGGUUCUUUUAUAUUAACAGAUGAACUAUAGUAGUAAAUGGGUGAUUUUUGUUGUAUAUAAAUGACACUAUAUGAAAUGGAAAAAAAAAAAAAUCAGCAGCUCCACGAAUGGUUUAUGCACUGAUUUGAAUUACUGGCGCUUGGCAGAUUCUGUGCAUUUUUUAGAGGCAGUUUGAGCAGCUUUGAGUUUGAACUGACGUGCUCUUCCUACAAAUUAAUAAAGAAAACAAAAAAAUAAACAAAUAAAACAUGCAGUAUGGGAAUGAAAUGGAGGAAACUUGGAUUUUAAAGCCAAACAGCACCUCUGCUGUGACUGUGGAUAUUUUACAGCAUGUGAUGACACUUUAUUUUGAAAUGCUUCCCUUUUUUUCUAAUUCAAAGCACUGAUAGCAGGGGAUUGACUGUACGUGUGUGUGUGUGUGUGUGUGUGUGUAGGUGUGUGUGUUCACCCAAUAAUCCAAACUUUUAGUUAAAAGAAUACAAAAUAACACUCCACCAAUCAUGUUAAAAGACUGCGAAACUUUUCCAGCAUCCACGAUGUAACCUGUAAACUGCCAUGUUAUGUUACUCCGACAUGCUAGCAUCCCUGAGUGAAUGUUAGCUGUGAUGUUUGGAUUCAUAAAACUUUGUCUAUCUGUACACCAUCCUGCGUACUCAAAGCGUUCAAAUCUACUGUGGUUUUUACAAAGGGGACUCUUUGAUUUUAUCUUGUUUAAUUGUUCAAAACCCCAUUUUUAAGCCCAAAUCACCCACUUUUAAUUCUUUGUAAAAUGACUCAAAUCAUUCUUUAGAUCUCUUUUUUUUCCUUUUUUUUUUUUUUUCUUUUGAAUCCAUCCACUGCUGAUGACAGUUCUGGUACCAACAUGUAUGACGAACCUUCAUAGCCUACACUGGAUUAUCCGAGUAAUUAUUUAAACUGAAAAAUAAAUUGUGUUUAAAACAAAA